This is a messenger RNA of Suillus clintonianus, 1092 nucleotides long. RefSeq names its product NADP-dependent mannitol dehydrogenase. Lineage: Eukaryota; Fungi; Basidiomycota; Agaricomycetes; Boletales; Suillaceae. Gene Ontology annotation, cellular component: intracellular anatomical structure. The transcript is spliced from 9 exons. Gene Ontology annotation, molecular function: oxidoreductase activity, acting on NAD(P)H, oxygen as acceptor. The record is from RefSeq and is a predicted model, not a curated record. Bases 233 to 1036 code for a protein of 267 amino acids.
AGAAUAAGUUGAGCUGUGCCCCUGAAUAUCGCCGAGUCCUUCGUUUCAGAGGGGAUACAAUUCGGCUGGGCCAAUACAGUACCAGCUAUCAAAUUCAAAGAGGGGACUGUUAUGACGUCUUCAAAGCUCGACGAUUUAUACGCUCGACUCAAGCCCCCUCUCUCCAGUCUUCCUCGACUACUUGACAGCCAUCUACACUCACACUCAACACUUAUCCACAACACAGUCCACCAUGUCUGCACCUUCUACCUUUGAUUUUUCUGGAAGAACCUUCAUUGUCACCGGGGGCACCCGAGGGAUUGGGUACGCGUAUAGCGACGCUCUCGCUAAGGCCCAUGCCAGAGUGGCAAUCAUCUACAGGACCCGCAAGGAUGACGCUGAAAAAGCCGCUAAAGAACUUAGUGAGAAACACGGCGUCUCGGUCAUGGCUUUCCAGUGCGACACCGUCAAUGCUGAGCAGACGGUCAGGAUGUUUGCUGACAUUGACAAACGCCUUGGCCCCGUCACAGGAGUUAUUGCAAAUUCUGCUGGCGUUUCUGUCAUGAAGCGUGCUGAGGAGCUGACCAACGAGGACUUCAAAUACGUGUAUGAUGUCAAUGUCCUCGGUGUGUUCAACAGCGCUAGGGCUGCUCAAAAGCUUUGGCAAGGCAGGGAGCCGAAGAACUUUUCGAUCGUUGUCACGUCCUCCAUUAGCUCGAAGAUCAUCAACCAAGCUGCCACAAACGAGCCGUUGAGGCAGGCUUUCUACAAUUCAUCCAAGGCCGCCGUCUCCCACCUUGCAAGGGCUUUGGCUGCUGAAUGGGCUCGUGAAAAAAUCAGAGUGAACGUAGUGUCUCCUGGCUAUGUGGACACGGAUCAAACCAGGGGCAUAGACAAGAACAUACUCGAACAUCAAAAGAAGAACAUUCCCAUGGGACACUUCGCUCGUCCCGAGCAGAUCACAGGCCAGGCACUUUUGCUCUUGUCUGAGCACGCCAGUUACAUGACUGGUGGGGAAUACUUCGUUGACGGGUACGUCGGGCGAUCGCACCGGUGAAACUGCAAAGAUUCUGAUGCCUUUCGUAUUUGUUUAGCGGUGAACUCCUCUGGUAA